AGUUUAAGGUGUCAGUUUUGAAUACUGCGGAAAUGCCUCCAGUCAAUGAUGUUGAUGAAAUCAUUGAAACUGAAGUGUGUAAUCGUCUAAUUCGUCUUUCAUGCGCUAAAAUGGUCAAUUCAAAAAGUGAACGAGGUGGUGCAAAGCUGCAUCGAAAUUUAUUAAUUCUACAUUUGUUGAGAAAGGCUCGUGAUAAACAGAAAAGGUUUCCAAUGUUCGUAAAUAACUCGGAAUGGGUGGAAGAGCCAUUAGCAGAGACCUCUAUGAUGGUGAUGCAUACGAAUCCUAUGCCGGUUUUGGAUACGUUUUCUUCUCAUUAUGUUGAUAUAGAUAACGAAGAAGAGGAAAUGGAUGACGUCGAUUAUGAGAAUGCGGAUGUGGAUGCAACUCACUUGUUGGAUUUGUCAAAAAAUCAUGAACUUACGCAUUUGGAUAGCAGUUGUGGUAACUUGGUAAAGCAGGAACAAAUCGAGUUUGGCUAUUCGACACUUCGUCUUGCACCGUUGCAUUAUUCAUUUGCUGGUCCGGAAAUGUACGGUUUGGAUGAGACAACAGCCCAGCAACACAUGUAUAACGACUCCGCAUUCCUUCCUGAUAUGUAUUUCUCGGAAGAUAUAAUUUCAUCGCAGUCGAUUAGCCAACAAGCAAAAGAGAAAGAAGAGGAAGGAGUAGAAGAAUUUGCAACAAAUAAGUCGAAAGGAGAUUCUGACUUUGGCUGUUUAACAGUAUCUGCUGACACAGCUGUUGCCCCGGUUUCAAAAUCUGUCUCAGAUGACGAAGAACUUUGUUCUUGCAUCAAUGACAACGAGACUGAGAAGAACGGAGAUUCUGGAAACAGUUCAUUAUGUGCAAUAACAACUCCUCUGCACCAUCGAAAACGUAAAACCUCUGCACUUCGUUUACCGUCUUCAUGUAGUGUAAAGAAAUGCUGCGUUGAAGAACGUGAGUUGACGGGUCUAAUUUCGGUGUUCAACUCUGGCCUCAGCGUUGUUGCCGAUCAGCUUCUCACACGACCGGCUGUUUCCAGCGUUUCUUCGCUUCAACAGACUCAGAAACAGAUUAAUUCAUUUAUACAUAUUACCUGUAAUCCAUUGAUCUGUUAG
Molecule: messenger RNA, 1103 nt
Organism: Loa loa (African eye worm)
Lineage: Eukaryota; Metazoa; Nematoda; Chromadorea; Rhabditida; Onchocercidae
Exons: 3
Coding region: 33-1103 (356 amino acids)
Source: RefSeq, a predicted model, not a curated record